Messenger RNA from Echinococcus granulosus, 651 nucleotides. Its product is annotated as Dynein heavy chain 9, axonemal. NCBI's taxonomy places the organism in Eukaryota, Metazoa, Platyhelminthes, Cestoda, Cyclophyllidea, Taeniidae. The record is from RefSeq and is a predicted model, not a curated record. The transcript has 6 exons. Bases 1 to 651 code for a protein of 216 amino acids.
AUGAUUGAUGGUGAAAGCAAUGCUGAGGAGGCACCGUUGUGUGCACUUAUGCUGCCUCGAGGUGGCACCGUUCCCACGGCUAUUUUGAGCGCAGCAAUCGACUUUGCCGAGCUCGAAAGAUGCAUAAUCGGCGGUGUAAUGGGUGCCUACUUGAGUUCCCAAGUUUCCGCAAUUUUCGAUGAGUUUGCCGAUAACUUCAAGGAGUUUUCUCAGCGUGAUUAUGAUUGUUUGGACUUGGAAUCGAGUGAAUUUAAGCAGGAAUUAAACGACAUUUCGGCCAAAUUUGACGACUACGAACAGCGCUUGGGAAGUGUGUUUUGCCAAGCCUUGAAUGAUUGUCCGACGGUCCAGCACGCUUCGAAGGUGCGCCCCAUUCUGUUGAGAGCAGCCGACGACCAUCCGAAACGGCAAAAGGCUGUGGCGAUGGGAGCAAAGAGCUGCCCAGCCAUACUAUCUAGGUUCCGUGCAGCUUGUAAAGAAGUGGAGGAGGUUUCGCCCGUUCACUUGAUCGACAUCUUCGUGCAGCUACGUAUCGCUUCAGUUGCUAAUGGCAUUCCUGUGGAAAACGGGAGUGAGGUAGUUAUCAAAGUUCGACGUCAUUUUCAGUCCUUCUGUCGUGAACCGUCACCGAUUCUUCCAUCCGCAGCAUGA